UGUUUUAAAUAACCUAAUAUCUGAGGGAAAUGCUCGCUAUAAUCGACGUAAAUCUCUCGUCCUCCCCGAUAAAAGAAUAAAUUAUCGUACAGGCGUGCGAGAAACUCAUGGAUCUUCAUUACUCUAGCCGCAUUUUAAGGGAAGUGAGUGGAUAGGAAUGUUAUGCUAGGUGCUCUGAAAUCCACGAUAACCAAGCCACGAUGUCGAUGGAAGAUCAUGCAAAAGAAUUCAACCUGCACUUCAAGCAUUUAUUUUUCAACAAGGAAAACGACACAUCAGAGGCUAGGGGCUUAAAUUCGUGGCUGUGCUCUUAUGACGUCAAAAACGGCAGCAAUGUACCAAACCUCUCGGCUGGCUGCCCGAUGUUCCAUGACAACAUGCGUCAGUUUCUGCUGGACGACUCGACACCGUAUACGCCGUCGCCGGAACAUCGAUUCUUCACCUAUGUCACACCGGUAAUUGCCGUCUUUGGUGUGGUUGGAAACUCAGUAUCCCUAAUGGUGUUCUUGUCGAAAAACAUGCGCAAGCUUUCUGCCAGCAUGUAUCUGAUCGCUUUGGCAAUAUCCGACAUAAUGUCAAUUUUGUUGUAUGUACUACCUGAAUGGCUAAAGCAUGGAGAACCGUUGCUCUCUGGAUACAGUUGGCCACCACUGCUACAGCAAAAUGGCGUGUGUAAGUCUGUUUUAUAUAUUCAGUAUAUCGCUAGAUUCUUGUCAUCCUGGUUUGUCGUGUUCUUCACCAUUGAACGGUUUAUCGGUGUCUGUUUCCCGCUACGCCGAAAAGAUCUUUGUGACCCCCGGUCUGCAGCCAGGGUCAUACUCGGCGCCGUCGUUGUUGCAUCAGCCGGUUGCGUAUUCAAACCCGUUCUCAGUGGUUCCUUUCCCACAAUCAGCGGCGCUAUGCUGUGCACGAGCGACAAGGAACACCAGUACCUCUCCUUCAUUCUAGACAGCAUAUUUGGAGUGAUUAUUACAUUUAUUCCGUUCAUCCUGAUCACCGUUCUCAACGUGUUCAUCAUACGUAGGCUCGUGGUAAGGAAUAAACGUAGUAGACAAAUACGCGUCGUUACAACGGAAUCAAUUAUUCGACUGGAAUUCACGUUCAUUCUUUUGGCGAUGUCAAUUUGUUUUGUUGCGCUUAACCUUCCAUACUUUGCUGUAUGGUGCAAACGUUACUGGAAAAUACGUCAGAUGUUCAACUUGCACAUGAUGUCGCCGACCACACUACAAAACCAUGCCAACCAUAUAAGCGAUCUUGACGACACCCUUCACGUCACAAGGACAAUAUUAUACACUAACUAUUGCAUAAAUUUCUGUCUUUACUCGGUGACGGGGGCAUAUUUCCGAAAAGAACUAAAGCACCUCUUCUGCAAACGUGACAAAAACAUCAGAUUGAGCUAUGCGCACAGAUGUUCGGCGUACAAUACAAGGGCUCAUUCCAUGGCCUCCCCGCAAACCAGUCUCCUUUAAUCUACUUUACAAAUUGAAUAUAAUGCUUAUAGUAAUAAUUGCUUCUCUUUUUUGUGUUCCCUUGUGUAAAUGAACUAAACUUAUGUCAACUUCAAAACAUAUUCCAAUUAAACUGUAUAACUUGUUAUGUAUAUAGCCAGAAAGAACUAAUGUCUUAUAGUUGAUCUCGAAUUGUACAUUAAAUGUAUGUACCAAA
Dreissena polymorpha is the source of this 1665-nucleotide messenger RNA. Its product is annotated as C-C chemokine receptor type 1-like. The transcript is spliced from 3 exons. Bases 201 to 1469 code for a protein of 422 amino acids. Gene Ontology annotation, molecular function: G protein-coupled receptor activity. The record is from RefSeq and is a predicted model, not a curated record. Lineage: Eukaryota; Metazoa; Mollusca; Bivalvia; Myida; Dreissenidae. Gene Ontology annotation, biological process: G protein-coupled receptor signaling pathway. Gene Ontology annotation, cellular component: plasma membrane.